Megalops cyprinoides (Indo-Pacific tarpon) is the source of this 3635-nucleotide messenger RNA. It is a transcript of the gene lrch4, whose product is annotated as leucine-rich repeats and calponin homology (CH) domain containing 4. NCBI's taxonomy places the organism in Eukaryota, Metazoa, Chordata, Actinopteri, Elopiformes, Megalopidae. The record is from RefSeq and is a predicted model, not a curated record. The transcript has 19 exons. Gene Ontology annotation, molecular function: protein binding. Bases 192 to 2294 code for a protein of 700 amino acids.
CCCCGCUCGCUUGUGCUCUGUCGAAAUAACUUGAAAAAAAGAGAAAACUUUGGAUUAGUUCUCCGCCUCAGUUUGCGUCGUUGAAACUUGGAUACCGUGUAUCGCUUGUCUGUAAACUUAAAAGGGACGAAAAGCGGUUUAAAAAGUUCAUAUAUAUAAAAAAAUAAAGUAUAUAAGAGGCAUAUUCAUAUAUGGCUGCUGGGGAUGGUGCCCAGCUGCCGGCGACGAUAGCGGCCAGCCGGAGCGUGGAGAAGGCGCUCGAGGAGGCUGCCUCGAGCGGGGCGCUCAACCUGUCCAACCGAAAACUGAAGGAGUUUCCGCGCAGCGCCAGGAACUAUGACCUGUCCGACAUCACACACGCAGACCUGUCAAAGAACCGUCUGUGUGAGCUGCCAGAGGAGCUAUGUCAGUUCAUCUCCCUGGAGACCCUCAGUCUGUACCACAACUGUGUCCGCUCCAUCACCCCCAGCAUCUGCCACCUGCAGGCCCUCACCUACCUCAACCUCAGUCGUAACCAGCUGUCCAGCCUGCCCCUCUCUGUGUGUCAGCUCCCCCUGUUACGCGUCCUCAUCAUCAGCAACAACAAGCUGUCGGUCCUGCCAGCCUCCAUACACGCCCUCACACACCUCCGGCAGCUGGAUGUGAGCUGCAAUGAGCUGCAGUGUCUGCCGGUGGAGAUCGGGCAGCUGGAGUCUCUGCGGGACCUAAACCUGAGGAGGAACCAGCUCAGCACUCUGCCCGAGGAGCUCUCAGAGUUGCCAUUGGUUCGUCUGGAUGUGUCUUGUAACCGCGUCUCCAGGGUCCCUGUCUGUUACCGUCAUCUCCGCCACCUCCAGACCAUCGCCCUCGACAACAACCCUCUGCAGUCUCCCCCAGCACAGAUCUGUUCUAAAGGAAAGUUCCACAUCUUCAAGUUCCUGAACAUCGAGGCCUGCAAGACAACACAGGAGGAGCUGGAGAGAGCGCUGAGACCCACAGGGUUCAACACUUGCCUGUCGGAUCAGGAGCUGUACUCGGGCCGGCAGUAUGGCGGGCUGGACUCUGGCUUCAACAGCGUGGACAGCGGCAGCAAGCGGUGGUCAGGGAACGAGUCUGCGGAUGACUUCUCGGAGCUGUCCCUGCGGAUGGCUGAGCUCUCCCGCGAGCAGAGGAACCUUCAGGAGGAAGGGGAGAAGGACCCGCAGCCUGGCAGAGUCUCAGUUGUAAACGGAGAAGUGGAACAGGUGGAUUUCAUCGACAGCAGUGUUACAGAGGAAGAAGAGGAAAGCAGACGACAACCCCCCAGACUUCCAUCCACAUCGCCCCCACAGGACAAAAAAGAGUGCACUGCCCUGUCCCACAGCCCAGACUCAUCACCGAACAGCAGAUCCAGCGUGGGCGGAGAGGGUGGGGACACAGUGACCUCCCCUCCCCCGUCCAGCCCAACCCUGGAGGAGCGGCGCCGGCCCGGCAACCUGCAGAUCUGGCAGGAGAGGGAGAGAGCGCAGCGGGAGAGAGAGAGAGGACGAGACACAGCUUUACCGAAGUCAGCAGUGAAAACAGGAAGUCAUGCGGCGACGGCAUCACAGACAGGAAGUACCACAGGUGCUGGAUCCUCAGACAGCAGCCCCUCUCUGAACGGCUUGCGGCAGAGAUGCCCGAGUGCAGACCAGAUGUCCACAUCCACCCACCCGCCUGCCCCCCAGCGCUCCAACAGCAGAACAGACGCGCCCCCGUCCCCGAAGCCGUCCUCCCCCCCGGGGGUUGCACAGAAACCCAGCAGCUUCCUGUUCCGCGCCUCCUCACGCUGCAACGUCAAGACCUCAGGCUCUGUGCACUGUCUGGUGGAAACAGGCCGCAGCGAGUCCCGGCCCUCCCUGCGCUCUCCACGAGAGGAGAGACAGGACAUCUUACAGCUGCGCAAGACUCUGGAGACACGCCUGAAGGUGACUUUGCCAGAAGACCUGGGUGAUGCACUGUCCAAUGGCACGAUCCUCUGUCAGUUGGCCAAUCACGUGCGGCCACGCUCCGUGUCAAUCAUCCACAUCCCCUCCCCGGCAGUGCCAAAGCUGAGUGCCGCCAAGUGCCGCCUCAACGUGGAGAACUUCCUCGCUGCCUGCCGCAAGCUGGGGGUGCCGGAGGAUGCUUUGUGUGCUCCCCAGCAGAUCCUGGAGGACGAGGGCUUGACUCGGAUCGCCCAAACCGUCCAGUCCCUGUUGGAGCUCCCCCUGUCAGGACCCCGACGCUCCUCCCGUCAGGACUCCCAAGGGCUGCCCCUCCAGGCGCCCGAUCAGAACCCCAACAGCCCUCCGUAGCACUUACUGCCAGGUUCCGGGUGCGCCAGGUUAUCCGUGUGUGAGAUUGUAAUGUCGAGGAGUUUGUAAUGUCAGGGUUACUCCGUACGUUUACAGUUCCUACCACAGGGAACCUGUCGGACUCUACGCAGGUGAGACUCCAGGCAGAUUCAGCAGCGACUGCACACUUCCAAUUACACACAUUCUCAUGCGAUUAUCAUGAAUAGGCACAUUUUUUCAAGGAAACCGAUGUUGUAAAUACAUGUAGAUGCAUAUGUUCAGCAGCGGCUGUAGAGCUUUGUUGUUUGCCUGUCUUUUGUGAGGCCGAGUGCCUCAACUCCAGAGACUGAUGUGGGGUCACUCAGAGGGGUCAUCGCUGCCUUUCAUAUGCCCGACACUGUAAUCAUGAAAUUGACGACAAUAAAAGAAGGGGACUGAUAAAUACUUAUAUUAACAAAGCAUGAGUGCAUUUUUAUUUGUUUUUAUUUAUUUUAUUUAUUAUUAUUUUUUUUUUGGUCAUGCAAGAAUUUAUCUCCAUCAUCUUUGGUGUUCCACUCUAGCAGUGUGAGUGAGGAGGUUUUAUAAAGUCUAAUUUUAUUUUUGCUAGUUGUCACACGAAGGAUAAUUUUUCAAAUCAAGGUGAUAAAAUGGGAAAGGAGGCUUGUAGGGAAUAAUAAGAGCAUAUGGACAUGUUUCCCUUUUCUCCCUUGUCAUUAAUUGGUCAUCAGAUUGGUUAGGACAAUCACACGGGACAUCAGGGAUGAUCAGAGCCUAGUUGUUAAUUUUGAGUUAAUGAUGAAACCAGCCAAAGGUUGUGUAGUAUUUUCUUUUUAAUUGCUGUUUUGUUAGUACAUUUUAUCAUCACAUUAACAAAAUGUCAAGUAUUUACAAUAAGGAACAAGUAACAAUUUAUAAAUUCUGAUUUUUGUUUUUUGUGAGUAUCUUUAAAAAAUAUAUUGUCAUCACCCACCUUAAUCACAGUGCUCAAUAACAAACGUUCUCUGCAGCCAUUUUAACAAUCGGAUGUUCACAUUUAUUCAGUUCUGUUUUAUCUUGUAGUGUAUUUCUUCACCAUCAGAAAUUAAAAUGCUCUUCCAGGUAAUAUAAUGACCAAUUCGGCUUGUUAAUCAGAAGGCAAUCUUUCCAGGUCCUAAUUGAAUUAAAUUUUAAAUGGAUUCACUGCAAAUCUGCAGAUCUCUGGGACCAGGAUAUCAGAUAUAACUUAAGAGAAACAGCUUAGUGAAACAUGGCUUCAGUAUACAUAUUAACAGUUUUAUUUAAAAAUAAAACGCUACAUAAAAUCUAAAGAAACUGGUUAGCCCUUUAGCGUUUGCGCCCUCUUAGCUACACACCUGUCUACAU